GGGGCCGGGGCCGCCGCCGGCUGAGGGAGGCACGGAGCGGAGCCGCCGAGGGCCGGGGCCUUGGACGCGUCCGGAGGAGGAAGAGGAAGGGGGGGAGCCGGCCCCUCUCGGAGCACGCAGCCCGCAUCCGCCUGUGGAAGGGAAGAGGAAAGCGGAGGGGGGGAGCGAGCGAGCGGGUACCGCCGCCGAGGAGACAAAGAAGCGGAGCCCGCCCGGGCUGGGAGCCUCCCCGCGCUGCUCCGCUCCGCCCCGCCCCGCUCCCACCGGCCGGGCCGGGCCGAGUUUCUUGCCUGGCUGUGUGAUAGCGUUAAGGAAAGGUGCUUGCGCUCAUACGUGUCACCUCACAUCUACUAUGUGCUAAAGAAGAGGGACAAGAAGUGUGUUCACUGUGGGGCCUGAAUAAGGAGGAACUGCAGAGAUAUGAAAGCAGAUAGCACAGCCUGCUUACAUCUGGUGCCUCUCUUCCCAAAGCAGGUGCACUGAGUCCCUUCCUACUAGGGUGCCAGCAGCUGCUGUAGGCCUCUCUUGGCUGUCUUUGUCCAGGUUACACUGGAUCAGCUCGAUGCAAAUCUGGGGUAGCAGUCAGACUGCAAGGCGGUGGGAGGAGGGUUAGCAGAAAGGGACUUUCUGCUUUUGCUGGGGUGAGCGGGUGUUCUGCUAGCAGGGCUGUGUUUAAAAAAUACGCUCGGUGGGAUUUUGUUUUCCUUUUUUUUUAGUGCUUUUUUGUGUUUUAAAGAAAAUGAACGGGAGUAAGCUGUUAAAAAUGAGUUCAGUUCUCUUGUGUUGUUUUUUUUUUUUAAUUCUUAAAGAAUAGUCAUUGAGCACAGAAAUUUUCCUUCAGAAUUAGAAUAGACCACUGCAGGGUAGGCAGCUUUUGGAAGGGAGUGGAGUUGAUUAAGUAUUCAAAAUGUAAGUUAAAUAUAUGGGUGUAAAUAGAAAAUUUUCUAACUUAUCCUUGUCAAAUUUAGGUUGAAUACUAAUGGCCUGGGUUGAAAAGGACCUCAAAGAUCAUCUAGUUUCAACCCCCCUGCUAUGUGCAGGGUCACCAACCACCAGACCAGGCUGCCCAGAGCCACAUCCAGCCUGGCCUUGAAUGCCUCCAGGGAUGGGGCAUCCACAACCUCCUUGGGCAACCUGUUCACCUCCUAAUAUCUAACCUUAACCUCCCCUGUCUCAGUUUAAAACCAUUCCCCUUUGUCCUAUCACUAUCCACCCUUGUAAACAGCUGUUUCCCCUCCUGUUUAUUUGCUCCCUUCAAGUAAUGGAAGGCUGCAAUGAGGUCUCCCUGGAGCUUUCUUUUCUCCAAGCUAAACAAACCCAGUUCCCUCAAUCUUUCCUCAUAAGGGAGGUGCUCCAGCCCUCUGAUCAUCACAGUACUUGAACAAAGUAAUCCUUUUUUUUUGUGUACUGAUUACAUUUUACUUAACUAUAUUGUAAAACGGUCCCUUCACAGACUUAGGACAGAAGAGAAACAAUAAAUCCAACUUGAACAUAUUCUACCCGUGGAGGGUUAAAUUGGUGUGUUACUCUGAAUUUCUUCAGGGCAUUCUGGACUAAUCAAACGUUUUAAGGAACAGCAAUAAAUUAAGCCUCCUGUUUAUCAAAGCCUGGCACUGAUAACAACGGAGAGGGAUUCCAGCUAUUGAUCGGCAUGACCUGGUUUUAAUGCACUGGGAGCACCUUCAGUGUAGCAUACCGUGUCUGUAUUUUUCCUUCCUGUUCUCAUAAUAGCAGUGUAUUCGUUACGUCUGUUUUCUUCUGCACCCAUUAUGUGUCCUAAGUUGGCUUCCAGUGCCAUCGUGGGCUGCUCCAGAUGAAGUCACUUCUGAUUUGACAUCCUACUGAUGCUGUGGAUGCCGCCGAGGAAAGUAUUUUUGAACCUUGUAAUGCAGAGGGAAGGAUACAUGGCUGUAUGGUAUGUUCUUGUGCUGAGUUGUGAUAGCUGUCAUGACAACAAAUCACAUGUUCAUUUCCUUGAAUGGAUGGUGUGCCUCCAAACAUACAAAGAGUGUUAUCAAAUUUGACAGGUCUGGAAUGAUGACAUGCCGGGGAACCCGGGGGCUUGGGCUGAAUGAAUGUUGCGCCUGGCUUCACAAAACCUAUUGCUGGUUCGUUCAGGUAGAAAAACAGAUGCCCCUUCAGGCUUUGUUUCUUGUUUCUCUGUGCUUUUUUUUUUUUUUUAAUUUGGUUUGGUGUUUUUUGAAGAGUUACUUGGGAAUUUCAGACAGAGUUUGUGAGAUGAACAGAAGAAAAAAAAAAAGCAUAUGUAGCCUUUGUGCAGUCACUUGAAAGAUCCCUAUGUUUUGAAUUCUUCCAGUGUUUUUAGUGAGAGCUUCAGGAAACCCAGAAGGACGAGUGUCCAGUAUUCUCUAGGUCAAGAACAGGCACUUUAUUUACUGUUUGCUUUCUUCAAUUUUUGUUCCUGCUGUCCAUCAGUAAGCGUGCUAACACCGCUGUGUUGGUUCUGCCGUGGAGAGCAGGGCGGGGAGCAGCUCGCAGCUGUAGAGAUGUUCUGGGAGCGGGGAUGGCGGCACAGAUGUUUUAUUUGUUCUAUUUUUGGCCUUGGCUGCUGCUUAUUCAUAAAGUUACACUUUCGGUUGGACAGCUGGAUUCGGUCUAACCAGACUCCAGAAAUCUUGUAAGGUUGAAUACAAACCUGUAAAUACUGACUUUCUGUAUUUUGUAUGGGAAUGUUGCCCUGGGUUAUAACCCUUAAGAUUCUAUCAUUGUCUGACUCAGGUGGUGUCCAGCAGCAGAUUUAAUGAAUGGCAGAUUUCUUCUUUCUUAAUUCUUUUUAUUUUGAGCUGUGCUUUAUUUUUGUUAGCAACACUCACUGUGCCUGUGCCACAAAUUAAUUACAAGUUAGCGUAAUUUAGCUGCUGAAAAAAGUAUCAUUUUUGUGUCCUUAGUCCUUCCUACCAGAGCUCCGUGGGAUCCUGUUGAUGCAGUGCCUUUAGUCCUGUAAGCUCACACAUAGCAUUUUUCCCACUGUGUAUUGAAAAGUUGUGAAAGUCCAUGCUAUUUUUGGCGCUUUGUGGUUUUAAUUAAGUGUGUUUUUGUUCCAGUCAUAAAAGAAAUUGGCUACAGUAUAUCUUGCUUAAAUUUGUUUUCCUUUAAUCAUUACACGUUGAAUACAAAAAUAUGUAGAUUUUUACAUCAAAAGAGAGUGUAAGGCAUUUAGACUAUAAACAUCACCUAGACUAUAAACUUCACCUUUUCAGAGGAAAGACUGAAAGAAAAAAUUGAUGAUUGGUAUCCUGCCUUUAAGUUUGUUGGCUGUGUUUCUGCUAGUGCUGCGGGGAUAACAGAAAUCAUUAUAUUGUGGACUAUUCAUAAAUUCACACUGUUUUGAAUUCCAUUUAAUUCAAAUAGAGAGAGAAGUUAAUGCUAAUAUCCCAAAUAAUUAAUGCUAUAAUAAAGGAUCUGCCUUCCACUUGACACUGAAUGACUUAUGUUCUGUUACAUCAAAAGACUUAAAUCACUUUGAGCAUUCAAUAUUAAAAAUCCAGUUCAUGAAUAUUAGAAAUUUAAUCAGAUAUCUCAGUAAGGACUGUGUGGAUUGUAUUGGGCUUAAACGUGGGUAAUAAUAAAGCUUGUGUUUAGUGCGAGUAUCAAAAUAUGACACAUCAUUUUUAUGAGCUCUGAGGCUCUUAAGGGAUGCAUGGGGAAUCAUAAUGAACUGAAAUGUUACAGACCUCCUGUAAUGGGGAUCUGCUGCAGUCUGAGUAGUGUUGUUAUUGGGGGCUCUCUGUGCCUUCUGUUGUUAGCUCUGCCUUGUAGUGACAGUUGUGUCCCACUAUGAUCUUCUCCAUUUUUGCUGACCUGAGAUCCUGUAUGUCUACUCAGUUCAGAUAUUCCUUUCAUCUGCUUGGAGUAUCAGGAAGAUUGGUUGUUCUGGCUCUCUCAAAGCCAGUCUGGAUGUGGCUCUGGGCAGCCUGGUCUAGUGGUUGGCAACUGUGCACAUAGCAGGGGGAUUGAAACUAGAUGAUCGUUGUGGUCCUUUUCAACCCAGGCCAUUCUAUGAUUCUUUGUCUUUGGUUUUGUAUCCCAGCUUCCCUGCUGUUACUGUGAUCCUGUGAAAGUGCAGGUAUGUGCUUAACUGCUGCUAGUGGUCUUACUGCAAUGCAUGUCACUAUCUACAAAAAACAAAGCUAAGCCUGGAAGUGUCUUCUCAAACAAGAACCAAAAUGGCUUUGCUGGUCAGCUAUUUGUUAGCUAUAUAUUUCUCAACUUGUCCAGACAAGUACGCUAAAUUGCAUGCUGAACUUCUGUCUGCAGUGUUACAUAGCCAGCUUACUUCUACAGGCACAAACCUAUUCAUUGUGUAUGACCUUACUCUAAGAAGUUACCUGAAAUCGGUGGGACUGCUGGUAGGUUAGCCUUGUUUAACACAUGAUAGUACUGAGAUACAAAAGAACAGAAAUAGAUCAAGCAGGAGUUGAUAGAAUGUCUGCUGAAGGUAAUGGACAUAGGAAGUUCCUCAUGGGUGAGAAGGGAUAGUUUAGUUUUGUAUUUAAUUUUAAAACGUGGAAACCUAGAAUUUAAAGCAGAAAAAGAUAAUGUAUGGAAGCAGAUGUUAAAAAUACAAUGCAAGAAAAGCCCUCAAAUGUAAUGAGGAUUAUAACGUCUGUUUUGGAAGAAACAAGAUGAUAUGUGUUAGUGCAGGCCAUUGAAAUAACCUGUUUUUAUAAUUCUUUACCUAUGUUUUAACUAUAAUACGGUGUCUAAUGGUGUAACUAGACUUAGUUUCUGUGAUAAAUACAUACUCAGGUUGUUCUUGUGAUUGUUGUUGUUGUUGUUCUAUUCUUUGAUUUUUCUUGCUUCUGGAUGGAUAAUUCCAGUGGUCACGUGGUUGGGCAGUUGGAUUCCUUUGAGAUAAUGCAGCCUCCGUACUCAUAGCUGAGGGGUGAUACUGUGUGUGACUGCAAAUUGUGGUAUCUGAAUUAAUGAACAUUGUCUUACUCUGCAGAAACGGCAUACGUACUAUGACUAAGUGUGCACAACAUUAGAAGCAGCUUGGUAUUCAGUAGAUUAUACAGUGUGAUUUGCAGCGUUACAUUCUUCAAAGAUUGAAAUGCUGAGUUGGAUGUCAACAAAGAGUGGAUGCGGAUAGUUGUGUACGUAACUUCAUUGGAGAGUCCUGCCUUUCACUGCCUGGAUCCUUUUAACAGUGUGCCAAAGAAGGACUCCAUGAAAGAUGACAGAAGAAGUUAUUGUUAUUGCAAAGUGGGAUUACACUGCACAGCAGGACCAAGAACUUGACAUCAAGAAAAAUGAGCGUCUUUGGCUAUUAGACGAUUCCAAGACAUGGUGGAGGGUAAGAAACGCGGCCAACAAAACGGGAUAUGUGCCAUCAAAUUAUGUGGAGCGAAAAAACAGCUUGAAGAAAGGCUCUCUGGUUAAAAAUCUGAAAGACACGUUGGGCUUAGGAAAAACAAAAAGAAAGACGAGCGCACGAGACGCCUCGCCCACUCCCAGCACAGAUGCAGAGUACCCUUCCAAUGGCAGCAGUGCAGACCGCAUCUAUGACCUCAACAUUCCUGCCUAUGUCAAAUUUGCCUAUGUGGCGGAGAGAGAGGAUGAACUGUCCCUUGUCAAAGGGUCCCGGGUCAUUGUCAUGGAGAAGUGCAGCGAUGGCUGGUGGAGAGGGAGCUACAAUGGACAGAUUGGCUGGUUUCCUUCGAACUAUGUAGUGGAGGAAGUUGAGGAGGCCACAGCAGAUUCACCGAGCUUCCUCAGCUUGAGGAAAGGCGCUUCCAUGAGUAACGGCCAGGGCACCAAAGUACUCCACGUUGUUCAGACACUGUAUCCAUUCAGCUCCGUCACAGAAGAAGAGCUCAAUUUUGAAAAGGGGGAAACAAUGGAAGUCAUUGAAAAGCCAGAAAAUGACCCAGAAUGGUGGAAAUGUAAAAAUUCCAGAGGGCAAAUUGGUCUUGUUCCUAAAAACUAUGUAGUAAUCAUUAGCGAUGGUCCUACCAUUAACACUUCCCAUCCACCUCAGAUAAGCUACACGGGACCAUCUUCUACUGGACGAUUUGCUGGAAGAGAGUGGUAUUAUGGGAAUGUUACCCGACAUCAAGCAGAAUGUGCCCUAAACGAGAGGGGAGUGGAAGGAGACUUCCUUGUUAGAGAUAGUGAAUCUUCGCCCAGUGACUUCUCGGUAUCUCUAAAGGCAUCGGGGAAGAACAAACAUUUCAAGGUGCAGCUCGUGGACAAUGUCUAUUGUAUUGGGCAGCGUCGCUUUAAUACUAUGGAUGAGUUGGUGGAACACUACAAAAAGGCUCCCAUCUUCACCAGUGAACACGGGGAAAAGCUAUAUCUUGUGAAAGCACUUCAGUGACGAUGAAGAUGGACUUGGCCACCCAGGCCCCUUCUAACUUCCAAGCCUUAGGUCCUAAAAUCACUUUUAUAGAGCAGAGCAAUAUCCGAAGCAGGCUUAAAGAGUAGGCUCUUUCUAACGUGUUUGCUCUGUUGGUUGUUAUUUGUCCUUUUUCGUUUGCCUACUUUUGUGUUUCAGUUCUGUUAAUCUCAGAUCACCUCCCUUCAGGUUGAGAAGUUCACCUCUGUGGCCAUUGUAAGCACUCACUUCCAUGUCCGAGUUCUAAACUCCCCUCUUCUGUGUACGUUUACAUACUUAGCUCGGAUAAAGGAGGGGGGUUUGCAAUUCAACCCAGUGUUAACCUGUUCAAAUUGCUCACGCAGACAGACAGAACUCUUCAUUAAGAGACAUCGGGCACAGUCUGAAUGCACUGAGGCUGCAGCUAAGUAAGUGAGAUAUAGUAGACAUAACAGUUGUGGCUGUGAGUUCUGUAGCUAUAUUGCUUACCAAGUAGUAUAUUACAAAAACUCCUAGUUCCUAGAAGCACUCUUUACACUGUACUCUGCUAUUACAUUGCCUCUCUGACUCUUUGCAAAGAGUACACUAAUUAAAGCGUUUUGUAAUAGUACUUCUUAAACUACUAUGGUAAGAUUGUAGUAAAAGAAAACUAUCUAGUGUAUUUUGGUCUGUAAUUGCAACAAAGAGAAAUUUUAUUUGAAAGUUGAUUACUAAAGAGAGAAUCAUUGAAUUGUAAAGACUGAAUGUUCUGGUAAUCUACAACCAAAUGUGCCAUCCACAUAACGCUUUUUCCUCUUGCCCUUCUGCUUGUUUGAAUUAAACAAUUAUGUAUUUAAUUCUCAAAGUAAUAUGUAUCUGUAGCUGAUUGUUGACACUAAUACAGAAGAUUAAUAAAAACUGAUCAGGGGACAGGGUGGGGCGGGCUACCAACACUAUAUAUAUAUUUGCUUUACAGAAAGGAAUCUUCAGGUUUUACAGAGGAUGGUGUGAUUGGUAGGAAGAGACACACAGAAUGUUUAUGAAGAAAAUGCUUUUUUCUCUUUUCUUUACAUUUAAACUCCUUUAUGGUUUAAAUAUACAGACUUUAGAUGGCACACUCCUGAGACUGAAGAAGGGAUCUUGAGAUCUCAAAAUCUUGCGUACUCAGUUUUUUGGAUAUUGUAAUAAAAAAGGUAUUAUGUCA
Molecule: messenger RNA, 7520 nt
Organism: Gallus gallus (chicken)
Lineage: Eukaryota; Metazoa; Chordata; Aves; Galliformes; Phasianidae
Gene: NCK1
Product: NCK adaptor protein 1
Exons: 7
Coding region: 5198-6340 (380 amino acids)
Biological process (GO): positive regulation of translation in response to endoplasmic reticulum stress; negative regulation of endoplasmic reticulum stress-induced eIF2 alpha phosphorylation; positive regulation of endoplasmic reticulum stress-induced intrinsic apoptotic signaling pathway
Molecular function (GO): protein binding
Source: RefSeq, a predicted model, not a curated record